Molecule: messenger RNA, 487 nt
Organism: Ruditapes philippinarum (Manila clam)
Lineage: Eukaryota; Metazoa; Mollusca; Bivalvia; Venerida; Veneridae
Product: cytochrome b-c1 complex subunit 8-like
Exons: 2
Coding region: 41-292 (83 amino acids)
Biological process (GO): mitochondrial electron transport, ubiquinol to cytochrome c
Source: RefSeq, a predicted model, not a curated record
CAUUAAAUUUUCAUUUAAUUGUUUGUUUUUUCAGGGAAUCAUGGGGCACAGAGAAUUUGGAAAUUUGGGUCAUACGAAUCGUGUUAUUUACUUUGGCUUGUCUCCAUAUGAACAGAAGGCGUACAAAAAUGCUUUCGUAAAAGGAAUUCCAGCCGCAUUAAGACGUUAUGCAAUGCUUUUUUUGGUUGCAUCUCCAGGUGUGGGCGCAGCUAUUUACUCUAUCAAAUGGUCGAAAGCAAAAAAUCUUCAGUUGUCAAGGAAGCAACCAGGACAGUUUGACAAUGACAAAUAAACAGUUUAUGCCUCAUAGAAUUCACUUAACACAGUCUAAACUUUUUAUAAGAUUCUUCCUUUUUUCCGUAAAUUAAUUGAGAAAUUAAAAACAAUGAACAUUUAUUAUAUUCACAGCUUUACUUGAUAUUAAUCAAGUAUCCAAUAUAUUUUGAAUGUUAGUUUAUAUGUGUUAUUAAACUUAUGUAAAAACCAA